Messenger RNA from Arachis stenosperma, 321 nucleotides. Its product is annotated as glycine-rich protein DOT1-like. Lineage: Eukaryota; Viridiplantae; Streptophyta; Magnoliopsida; Fabales; Fabaceae. Bases 1 to 321 code for a protein of 106 amino acids. The transcript has a single exon. The record is from RefSeq and is a predicted model, not a curated record.
AUGCUUCUCUGUGUGGACGUGGAGGUGGAGGUGGAGGUUGGGGUGGGGGGAAGGGGAGACGGGGAGGUGGAGGGGACGCGGGUGGGGGGAAGGGAAGACGCGCGGGGUGGGGGUGGGGGGUGGGGGGAAGGGGAGGCGGGGAGGGGAGGGGACGUCGGGGGGGUGGGAGUGGGGGAAAGGGGAGGCGGGAAGGGGGAGGGGGAUGGCGACGGCGUUGGUGGUGGUGUUAGUGGUGGUGUUGGUGGUGCUGUUGAUGGUGUUGGUGGUGGUGGUGGUGGAGGAGGUAAUUAUAUUGGUAGUGGUGAGGGUAUUUUUGUCUAA